AGCCGGAGAGCAGCCGCCCGAGCGCGGAGCCCGAGCCCGGAGCGCGGAGCCGCGGCGCUCAGUCUCCGCUGAGGACGCCGCCGCCGCCGGGGCUGUUCGCCAGCCCGCCGCCCCCAGCCCCAGCCCUUGCUCGGCCGCCGCGGGAAGGGGAUGCGCCCGCCGGUAAAGCAUGACCAGGACCGCCACGCUUGUCUUCCUUCUGCAGCUGUUGCACCCAUCAGAGGGACAGGGCUUUGCAGGUGGUUGCUCAUUUGAUGAACACUACAGCGGCUGUGGCUACAGUGUUGCUCUGGGGACCAAUGGAUUUACCUGGGAGCAAAUUAAUACUUGGGAAAAGCCGAUGCUGGAUCCUGCUGUGCCCACAGGUUCCUUCAUGAUGGUGAACAGCUCUGGGCGAGCAUCUGGACAAAAAGCUCACUUGCUUUUGCCGACCUUGAAGGAGAAUGAUACGCACUGUGUCGAUUUCCAUUACUACUUAUCUAGCAGAGACCGGUCCAGCCCUGGAUCAUUGAAUGUUUAUGUGAAAGUUAAUGGAGGACCACAAGGUAACCCCAUCUGGAACGUGUCAGGGAUUGUGACAGAAGGCUGGGUGAAAGCGGAGCUGGCAAUCAGCACCUUUUGGCCACAUUUCUAUCAGGUUAUAUUUGAAUCCGUAUCUUUGAAGGGACAUCCUGGAUACAUAGCAGUGGAUGAAGUUCGGGUCCUUGCCCAUCCAUGCAGAAAAGCACCUCAUUUCCUGCGACUCCAAAAUGUUGAAGUGAAUGUGGGACAGAAUGCAACAUUCCAGUGUAUCGCUGGGGGAAAGUGGUCCCAACAUGACAAACUCUGGCUCCAGCAAUGGAAUGGGAGAGACACUGCCCUUAUGGUCACCCGAGUGGUCAACCACCGAAGGUUUUCAGCUACAGUUAGUGUGGCCGACACAUCUCAGAGGAGCAUCAGCAAGUACCGAUGUGUCAUUCGUUCCGACGGUGGCUCUGGAGUCUCUAAUUAUGCAGAAUUAAUAGUAAAAGAACCUCCCACGCCCAUUGCUCCUCCUGAGUUGCUGGCAGUUGGGGCCACCUAUCUGUGGAUUAAGCCGAAUGCCAAUUCCAUAAUUGGAGAUGGGCCCAUCAUCCUGAAGGAGGUGGAGUACCGUACAACCACGGGAAACUGGGCUGAGACCCACAUCGUCGAUUCCCCCAACUACAAGCUAUGGCACCUGGACCCAGACGUGGAGUAUGAAAUCCGAGUGCUGCUCACCCGGCCAGGCGAGGGUGGGACAGGCCCCCCAGGGCCCCCGCUGACCACCAGGACCAAGUGUGCAGAUCCGGUGCAUGGUCCCCAAAAUGUGGAGAUCGUGGAUAUCCGCUCUAGACAGCUGACCCUCCAAUGGGAACCCUUUGGGUAUGCGGUGACCCGUUGCCACAGCUACAACCUUACUGUCCAAUAUCAGUAUGUAUUCAAUCAACAGCAGUAUGAAGCUGAGGAAGUCGUCCAGACAUCAUCCCACUAUACCCUAAGGGGCCUCCGCCCAUUCAUGACCAUCCAGCUGAGACUUGUACUCUCCAACCCAGAGGGGAAGAUGGAAAGUGAGGAGCUUGUGGUGCAGACAGAGGAGGAUGUUCCUGGAGCUGUUCCACUUGAAUCCAUCCAAGGAGGGCCUUUUGAAGAGAAGAUCUAUGUCCAGUGGAAACCUCCCAAUGAGACCAAUGGCCUGAUCACACUAUAUGAGAUAAACUACAAGGCUGUGGGCUCCCUCGAUCCCAAUGCUGACCUUUCCAGCCAGAGGGGAAAGGUCUUCAAGCUUCGGAAUGAAACCCACCACCUCUUUGUGGGCCUGUAUCCAGGUACAACCUACUCCUUCACCAUCAAGGCCAGCACAUCAAAGGGUUUUGGGCCUCCCAUCACGACCCGAAUCGCCACCAAAAUCUCAGCUCCUUCAAUGCCUGAGUAUGACACAGAUUCACCUUUGAAUGAGACAGACACAACCAUCACUGUCAUGCUGAAGCCUGCCCGGUCCCGGGGUGCACCUGUCAGUGUCUAUCAGCUGGUCGUCAAGGAAGAAAGACUUCAGAAGGCCCGGAGGGCUGCAGACAUCAUUGAGUGCUUCUCAGUGCCUGUGAGCUACAAGAAUGCUUCCAGCCUGGAUUCUCUACAUUAUUUUGCUGCUGAAUUGAAACCUGUGAACCUGCCUGUUACACAGCCAUUCACGGUGGGGGACAACAAAACCUACAAUGGCUAUUGGAAUGCUCCUCUCUCACCCUUGAAGAGUUACAGCAUCUACUUCCAGGCUUUGAGCAAAGCCAAUGGAGAAACCAAAAUCAACUGUGUUCGACUGGCAACAAAAGCAGUAAUGGGUAGGCAACAGGUGACCACGGGGACUCCAUUCUACCUCCUGAGCACAGGAGCAUCCACACAGAAUUCCAAUGCUGUGGAGCCUGAGAAACAGGUGGACAAUACAGUGAAAAUGGCUGGAGUGAUCGCCGGACUCCUGAUGUUUGUCAUUAUCCUCCUGGGUGCCAUGCUCACAAUCAAGAGAAGAAGAAAUGCAUAUUCCUACUCCUAUUACUUGAAACUAGCCAAGAAGCAGAAGGAGACUCAGAGCAGCACCCAGCGGGAGAUGGGUCCAGUGGUGACGACCGACAAGACCAGCACCAAGCUGAGUGCCACUCGGAAUGAAGAAGGAUUUUCCUCCAGCACUCAGGACGUGAAUGGAUUCAGCAGCAGCCGUGGGGACUUGGCCCAGCCCACACUGACCAUCCAGACCCAUCCGUACAGGAGCUGUGAGCCAGUAGAAAUGUCCUACCCUCGGGACCAGUUCCAACCUGCAAUCCGAGUGGCAGACCUAUUGCAGCACAUCACACAGAUGAAACGGGGUCAAGGAUAUGGCUUCAAGGAGGAGUAUGAGGCAUUACCUGAGGGGCAGACGGCAUCUUGGGAUACAGCCAAGGAAGAUGAAAACCGCAAUAAGAAUCGAUAUGGGAACAUCAUCUCCUGUAGGUGCAAAGAUGACCACUCAAGAGUCAGACUGCUGAUGCUGGAUGGAGACCCACACUCAGACUACAUUAAUGCCAACUACAUUGAUGGAUACCACCGACCUCGUCAUUACAUUGCCACUCAAGGUCCAAUGCAGGAAACUGUCAAGGACUUUUGGAGGAUGAUCUGGCAAGAGAAUUCAGCCAGUGUUGUGAUGGUGACAAAUCUCGUGGAAGUAGGAAGGGUGAAGUGUGUUAGGUAUUGGCCAGAUGACACAGAAGUUUAUGGAGAUAUUAAAGUCACAUUAAUUGAAACAGAGCCGCUGGCUGAGUAUGUCAUACGCACAUUUACCGUUCAAAAGAAAGGCUACCAUGAAAUCCGUGAAAUCCGGCUGUUCCAUUUCACCAGCUGGCCUGACCAUGGGGUUCCGUGCUAUGCCACAGGUCUACUAGGCUUCGUCCGGCAGGUGAAAUUCCUCAACCCUCCUGAGGCAGGGCCUAUAGUGGUCCACUGCAGUGCUGGAGCAGGGAGGACAGGUUGUUUCAUCGCCAUUGAUAUCAUGCUUGACAUGGCAGAAAAUGAAGGAGUGGUGGAUAUAUUCAAUUGUGUGCGAGAACUCCGAUCCCAAAGGGUCAAUCUAGUGCAAACAGAGGAGCAGUAUGUGUUUGUCCAUGAUGCCAUCUUGGAAGCCUGCCUUUGUGGCAACACAGCCAUUCCUGUGUGUGAGUUCCGGUCCAUAUACUAUAACAUCAGCAGACUAGAUCCACAGACCAAUUCCAGCCAAAUAAAAGAUGAAUUUCAGACCCUCAAUAUCGUGACACCCCGUGUCCGGCCUGAGGAUUGCAGCAUUGGGCUCCUGCCAAGAAAUCAUGACAAGAACCGAAGCAUGGAAGUCCUUCCUCUUGACCGCUGCCUCCCCUUCCUUAUUUCUGUGGAUGGAGAAUCAAGCAAUUACAUCAAUGCAGCACUAAUGGAUAGCCACAAGCAACCAGCGGCCUUUAUCGUCACUCAGCACCCUCUUCCCAACACCGGAGCUGACUUCUGGAGGCUGGUGUUUGAUUACAACUGCUCCUCGGUGGUAAUGCUGAAUGAGAUGGAUACCGCCCAGCUCUGCAUGCAGUAUUGGCCAGAGAAGACAUCCUGUUGCUAUGGGCCGAUCCAGGUGGAGUUUGUAUCGGCUGACAUUGACGAGGACAUCAUCAAUAGGAUAUUCCGAAUCUGCAACAUGGCUAGACCACAAGAUGGGUAUCGCAUUGUCCAGCACUUACAGUACAUUGGCUGGCCUGCCUACCGGGACACGCCUCCCUCCAAACGCUCCCUUCUGAAGGUUGUCCGGCGACUAGAGAAGUGGCAGGAACAAUAUGAUGGGAGGGAUGGACGAACUGUUGUCCACUGCCUAAAUGGCGGUGGACGAAGUGGAACCUUCUGUGCUAUCUGCAGUGUGUGCGAAAUGAUCCAACAACAGAAUAUCAUUGAUGUAUUCCACAUAGUGAAAACCUUGCGGAACAACAAAUCCAACAUGGUGGAGACACUGGAUCAAUAUAAGUUUGUCUACGAAGUUGCGCUGGAAUACUUAAGUUCAUUUUAGCCUAAUGGAACAGGGAAUCCUUCUGGUAUCUCACAAAACCCCUUUUCUCUGAAAGGCAGUAACCAGGGUAUAAGGAAUGAGAGACUGAACAGAUCCCGACAGCACAGAGAAGACUUGGGGAGCCCUGAUUUCCUCUGUAGCACUUACUGCUUCAUCGAUGGUCUCUUGUUCACCCCAAAAAGUUUGGGGGCCAGACAGGAGAGUCUGCUUUCUAAUGGUCCCAUGUCUGCAGCCCGGUGUUGGAUCUUCCUCACCUGCACCUGGAGCAAUUGGAAGUUCUGAUCCCAAAGCUCUUGCUUCUUUUGUUCUUUUCAAGUUUGUGAAUCUCAUGUUACUGUCCUUUGGAAAAGCCAAACCCAAUGGAGGAGGAGACACAGAAGGAAGGAGGCAUGCAUGUCCUCUCCAGCGCCCCUGUCCCUUGGGGGGGCGGGGAUUGUAAAGAGCACAGAUCCCUUAUUAUGCAUAAGGGAGUCGAGUCCUUUAAGGUCAUUGGUCUGUUGUCUUCUUCUUCUGAAUCCCUGGGUACCCUCAAGCCCAAUGACCUGGACUGACGCAACCGGGCCAAGCCUCCACGUGCCAUUGCUGCCGCAGUGCCAGACUUCAGUGCAUCCUCAGUGCGUCGCGCACACACACACACACACACACACACACACACACACACACACACACAACCUGCAUGUGGCCCUGUUCCAUUGCCAUCCCCCCUAAGCUUUGACCUCAGCUUUCUGUUUUGUUAACAGAAUCAGGGCCAAACACAGAAUCCUGUUAAUAUUAUUUUCUAGGUUUUUGUGGUCAGCUGGGGGAUGCUCAAAAGCUUGUCAGUCUUUCUGUGUGUGUCCUAGAUUGUGCCUGCCUCUUGUGUCACCAGUUAGGCAUCUUGACCCCCUGAAACUUCAGGGGACUCCUAAGUGGUGGCCUACUGAGUUUCUAUGAUGAUGCCACCCUAAAAAGGGGACAGCAAGUUUGAGGUCCUCAGCGGUUUUGCAGAGUAUUUUUCAACACUGUAUCUGAAAAGAAAAUGAUUUUUUCAAUGUAAAAAAAAAAGUUCAUUUUAGCCUAGUGGAAUGUAAUAGUUUCUCAUCUCAUAAAAAUGGAAAUGUUUGAAGGAUAUGGCUAGAUGUUGUGUUAGCUGACAAUGGGGGAUUUGGAAGGUUGGGUCCAAACAAGACUAGAUACAAACUGAAACCAGGAGCUAGUUUUGAUGAGUUACUUUGGCCUGUAUUGUGCUUUGUUUCUUUUUGUAUCACAUCCUUUUAUAAAUAGCUACUACAAAAGUAGAGGGAGGCCAGAGGAGACAGGGCAUAUACCCUGCUGCCAUCUUGGUAAAGACAAUGUAUGGUUAUCAUUAAUCCAUUUGCUUUCUGGCCUGGUAGGAGGAGGAUCAGCUCUGAGCCACCAAAUACAGGGUAGGUCUCUUGAAGAUCUGUUUUUUUCUAGUUUCAAUUUCUAUAUCUCCAGAGGUCUGAUGCGGACCUCAAUAUACACUGUUCCCCAUAAACAAAAAGAAUAUAAGGAACCCCCCACACCUCUGAUUUGGAUAUCUUGUGAAUGAAAAACCAUUUCCCUUCUCCUCCCUGGUGCCAUUCCCCUUGACUGGAUCUCAGUUAAUCUGGGGCAGCAGUGAGCUGUAAUGUGCCGUCUGUGUAAUACUCCCCAUGCCUUCCUGAUCUUCAGGCUGGGGAGAGAGACACUACCUGGCUGUGCCUACAAGUGGCUGCCUUGGCGCAUCUGUCUGAUAAAGCACAAUGGUAAGGAGGUGACAGGGGCAGCAGGAGACCCGUGUUCCUCAGGGUAUCAGACUGACUACACCUCCCCUCUUGGCUUUUGUUCUUUCCCCACUGCCUCCACCUUUCCACUCCUGCUUCCUGAAUCCUCAACUUCAUUUCCUAGGGUUCUGGGGCUUUUAUUCUGAAACAGGAGAUAAGGCUUACAAUUAGUCAAUGAGGACAGCUAGGUGGUACAGUGGAUAAAGUAUUGGCCCUGAAUUCAGGAGGACCUGAGUUCAAAUCCAGCCUCAGACCCUUGACACCUACUAGCUGUGUGACCCUGGGCAAGUCACUUAACCCUCAUUGCCCUGCCCCCCCCAUUUUUUUGAACAAACAUGCAUUUAUUAAGCAUUUACUAUAUGCUGGGCACUGUGCUGGACACUGGGGAUAUGGAGACAAAAAAAUGAAAUAGGCCCUGCCCUUGAGGCAAAUGCUUCUGGAAGAGGAUCUAUCCACUAUAGGUCAUAACAAGAGGUAGAUGGUUGAUAUGAGAACAUUUGCAAUGAGCAAGCUAGGAUGGAGAGAGGGGGCAGUAAAGGACACUGGUGGCCACAACUGAGGCGUGGGAGAGUCUGGUAGGAGGUAGGGGCACCAGAAACAAACUACCCAAACUAACCAGGGCUGACCCUGGCUGCUUGUGCACAGCAAACUUAGGUGCAUGUCUUAGCAUAGCAGGGACUGACCAUGGCCAGCCAGUACCCCAAGAGAGAAAUGGAAACCCAGAGACAUGGUCUCAAUUCACUCCUGCAGCAGGGUUUCCUCUGAAGCAUUUCUCCCAUUAGCCUUUUUUGCUUAUGAGGAUCUUUUUCAGAAGUACCCACUAAGGAAUCCUAAUCCAUUGAUGAAGCUGUCUGCCCAAACUGAAGCCAGGGAUAAAUCCCUGGAAAUGGUCCUGAAGAAGGUCUUCUGGACUAGGGAUAAAGUGAUGUGUUUCACGUAGGGGCCGAGUGGGAAAGAGAAGAAACCAGAGACUGCCAAGCUUUGAAGAGGUGAGCAGCUACAAAGGGACUGGGGGAGCUUUUGGAGAAAUCAGCUUCAGUGGCUUUCCAACAAUUCUCUCAGCUUUGGCCUCCAGCAAGAUAAGACAAGACAAGGCUUGGGUCUUGGCUAUGCCAUUUCCCAGUCCCUCCCUGGGCCUGUUUCCCACUUUGCCCAAUGUGGAGGGGUGGAGAAAGGGUUGGACCAGAUGAUCUAAUAGAUCACUUCAUCUCACCAAUGAGAUGAAAACUUUCUAAAAUAGGCUCACUUUUUCAGGACUUGGAAAUGUUUGGGCAAACAUAGUUAGUGCCAGAUGUGAAAAUUCCAUUGGGCAACUUGAAAUUUGGAGAUAGUAGGCUUGUUCUUCCCUACCCUAAUUCUUCUGUUCUUUGCUUUCCGUUUUUCAUUUUUAUUUCUCACCAAACAAAUAUACAGGUAUUGGGGCACAACAUUUCUUUCUAAAAAAGGCUUGGGCUGGUCUCCCACUGCUAAGCUUUGUCACCAUCAGUACAGCUGCUGGGGUCUGAAAGGAUUCCACUAUGUGGGAACCAACUCUGGGAUCAGCUCAAUGGCAGCCCAGGGAAUGGACCAGAGAACAAGUCCAGACAAGGGGGCAGCAGUAUUACUGCUGAGGUUAAAGCUGAAGGCAGAGAAGUCAUUCAACAAACUCCAUCCCAGUAAAGACUCCUCACUCCCAGGCAGAGACAUGAGCUCCCAUUCCAACUUCACAACCCAGGGCCAAGAGAAUGGAGGUGGAAAGUAUACUGAAGGUUGCCUAGUCCAGUACUCAUUUUUCAAGUGAGUAAAUCAAGGCUGAGAUGUAAGUGGCUUGCCCAAGGCCACACAGAUAGUCAAUGAUAGAGCCAAGAUUUGAACUUGGGUCUCCUGAGUAUUCUUUCCAAUGAUAACGCACAGCCUAUCAUCUCUGAAGAGAUUGUCAGUUCUGUACAGGGCAAUGCAGAGAUACACAAAAAGUGCCAAUGGGCAGCAGUAUAUUACUAUGUUUUAUGUGCUAGAAGUGGCCCUAUCAGAAGACUCCCAAGAUCAUUGCACAAAAAAGAAACAACCCAAGGGGUUCCCUGGUGUUUGUGAAAUAGCCAAAGAAAUAGAGCAAGUCCUUUGGGAGAGGAACACAGCGUGAUUAGGUGUGCAUGGGCUGAGAUCUGUACCAGUGAAAGAACUUGUUGCUGUUGUUGAUUGUGGGACAUAACUAUGUCCCACUCUUCUUGAUCCCCUAUGGGUUUUUUGGCAAAGGUAUUAGAGUGGUUUGCCAUUUCCUUCUCCAGUGGAUUAAGGCAAACAGAGGUUUAAAUGACUUGCCCAAGGCCACACAGCUAGUGAGUAUCUGAGGCCAGAUUUGAACUCAGGUCUUCUAGACUGCAGGUCUAGCACUCUAUCCCCAGAGCCACCUCACUGCCCCAAAGAACUACUCACACCAAUAAGAUCACAGACUCAUCUGAUGUCAUAUAAUUCCUCAAAGAAUUUACAUUCUUCUGGAUUGAGGGGUAGGGUGGGGGAGGCCAGGGAGAUAUGACCUGCUCGUAGUUAAGAGAAAGGGGUAAUCUUUGGAAGAACAAGGAUACACUGUUAAAAACCCUGCACUUGAUUGCAGAAGAUCAGGGUUUAGCUCUAAAUUCAGAUACAUAUUAGCUAUGUGCUGUUAAGUCCCAUUUCUUCUAUGUGCCUCAGUUUCCUCCUCUAUACAAUAAAGAUGGUUAGACUAGAUAAUCCCUUAAUGCCUCUUCCUGCUGUAACAUUGUGUGAUCAUCUCCUUCCCUACCCUCCCAAAUCACUGUUUUCCAUCAUUCCUCUGGACAUCAUCUAGGGAGCAGUGUAAAUAAGAAAGGUUUUAUCAUAAUCCUCAGGGCUUGUUCUCUUCUAGAAGGAAUGAACAAGAUGAUGGCAUUUUAAAAAGCAGCUUCAAUAACUUCCAAAUGUAGGACUCUCCAAGUGAGAGGGAACAGGAUGAAACAGGGGUGGGAUAAGGCCCAAGUUGAUGUGAUGUGCACAUAUGCAGAUAAGUAUAACACAAGAUAGGACAGAGGCAUAGUGGAGACAGAGCAGAAGUAGGAAUUAGGAAGACUAGAGUUCAGGUCCUACCUCUGACAUAUACUGGCUGUGUGACCCCUGAGCAAGUCACUUAACUUAGCUCCCCAGGAAGUUGCAGAGAAGGUGCCAAUCGCUUAGAGAGAUAAGUGUUCCUCUCUGGGAAGCCCCUUACCUGGAAGAAAUCACAGGUCCCUGACCAACUUGUGAUAGGAAACAGAGGAAACAUCAAGACAAAAUGCCUUGGGAAAAUCUUGGGAAAAUUUCCUGAGCCCAGGAAAUGGAAGAUCACAGAGGUUAUAGAAAAGAGCUGGCCCCUGAGCCAUUCCUUGAAAAAAAAGAAGGCUUCAGUAAUGCAGAGAUAAGGAGGGAUGGCAUUAUAGGAAAGGAUUGAAAUACAACCACCAAACAAAAUGAAAGGAGUGGAGGGGAAGCCUAUGCUUUCAAACACUUUGAGGCAAUAGAGUCAAGGCAAUAAGCAUUCAUUAAAGCAUCUACUAUAUGCUAGGCAAGACUGUUGCUAAGCACUCAUGGUAUGAGUGGGCCACUGGGGGGGGGUUACAAAGAAAGGCAAAAGACAAUCCCCAUUCUCAAAGAGCUCACCAUCUAGUGGGGAAGACAGCAUUAAAGCAGCUAUGUACAACCUAGAUAGAGUGAGGAGAAAUUGAAAAUAAUCAAUAGAGGGAAGGUCCUAGAAUUAAGAGGGAUCAAGAAAACCUUUAUGAGAGCUGAGUCCAGCUUGGCUAGAUGGUGGAGUGCCUGAGGGAGGCUCUCACCCCAGUCACUGUCAUUGUAAAUGGUCCUUGUGACUUAGAUGUGCUCAUUGCAAGAUGUCUCUAUCCUCUCAUUCUCCUUGGGUCAGCUCUGAAUCAGGCCUCUUGAGAGCGGGGAGCAUUUCCACCUUACUCUAGGGUUGAUCAUUUGCCUUCAGGUUCCAACCCACCCUAGAAUACCCAGGCAAUGAGCAAGUGUAAGGAAGUUGUCCACACCUGCCCUAGGCAUCUCCCCAAAGACAAUGAGGUUUUCUUUUAAAUUUAUCAGAAUAUCAUUUGAUGCAGGCUCUCCUUUCUCUGAGUCCAAGGUUGAUGUUGCUUCUUCUGAGAGAGAGAGAACUAUGAGAUGCACCAGCAACAAUGAGUAAGGUCUUACUCCAUGUUAGAUUAGCUCAUUAGCAGAGUGGCCCCUUGGUAGGAGACAAAUUAGUAUAAGAAACCUUGUGGCACCUUAUCACACAAAUAUACCCAGGAAUAAGGCUAUGUCUAACAGUAUGGGUGUGUGUGCAUGUGUGUAUGUGUGUGUGAAUGUAAUCCCACAUGCCCAAUUAUAGACUUUCUCUUUACACCAGAUGGCCUUCCCCAAAGCAGGUAUUUAUCUUUGUCAUAUGCCAUAGGCUUUAAAACUAGAAGGGACCCAAGAAAUCAUUUGUCCUUAUUCUCUAGUGUCAGUGAGGAAACUGAGGUGUCAGAGAAGUUGAGUAAGCCAGGCAAGGUUCAAACCAGGUCCUCUGACUCAAAUGUCCUCUCUCUCCCCAAGACAUCUGGAUGUGCACUGACCUCACCAUUGGGGAAUUAAGGUAAUGAGGCUCAAAAAGAUCAAGAGACAUUGUGCCAGAGGCAGGGGAAGGAUCAUAGAUCCAGAGCUUGGAGGGGCCUCAGAGACCAUCUGUUCAAAGUCUCUUUCUAUAUAGAAGAGGAAACUGGGAACCAGAGAGAUUAAGUGACUUGCCAGAGAGCAUAGAGCUAGGGUCAGAGGUGGGAUUGGAAGUUAGAUCCUCUCAUUCCAGAUCCACCAUCCUUUUCAUUUUAGUGUGCUGCCUGAACCUAAGAAAGGUAUUUAAAGUACCCAAGUGAGAAGGGGAGGAGUCUUCACUCCGAAAGGAUGAGGGAUAAGCUCAAUGCUGAAUGAUUGUUAAGGGUUACAUGAACUUGUUCACCAAAUCCUACAGUACUAGGAAGAGGAAACUCCUUCAUAUUGACAUGAGAGGAGGGUCAGAUGUUUACCCAGCAGUAGUAAACUGAAGGAACUUGUUGUCCCAACCUGAAGAUUUAUAAAUACAUUCCUAAAGAAGCUAAGAUAAAUUUCUAGGCCCUUGAAUGAUGACAGGAUAUUAAGGGAAAUAGUCAUAUUUGGACAUAUUCCUAAUCUUUGAAAUUGGUGCCAGGGAAGAAACCCAAAUCCAGCCCCAAAUCAGCUUUCAAUUCACCCAUUUGAGACUGCAUUCUGUUCUAGAUGGCAGAAGGGCUGGCCUUGCAUGGCAGCUCUUCACCGGAGUGAAAAGAGAGCAGGCAGGAAAAUCAUGCAGUGUCCCAAACAGGAAACUAUCAGGAAGGUUUAUAGGCUAAUAGCUCAUCAAUGACCCAGAAAGAAAGAGUAUGGGAUCUGGGGGAAACCAUGAAGGAUAGGAGGAAAGGAACCUGAUUCCUCUGCAAACACGCCCCUUUCCUCUGUCCAAGCUUGUCCACUCAGGCUCUUGCUAGACCAGCUGGGAGAGAUCAGAAAUGUGUGUGCCCUUGGAUACAUCUCUGGGAGCAAGGGACCACUUUCCUUGUCCCUACAGUGAGCAGGCCAUCUAUAGAGACAUUUCAGAGAAGACCCAGUGAAGAUCAGGCCAGAGUUCAGGAGCAAAGAAUUCAUCUCGGAAGAAAAUCCCUCCAGAAAGAGAAGUAGGUCCCAGAAUGGGAAUCAGGGAAAGACAAAAAUGAGCUGGGAUAGUUAUCAUUUAUGUAUGGUACCUAUGGGACAGAUACAGAUACAGAUACCUUAUAAGCAGAGCUAGAUCCCCUUUUACACAGAUGCUGAGGCCCUGGUGAGGUGCCAGAUACCACGGGAAAGAAGAAACUCCCAGAAGUGUCGCUGACAAUUCCCUGUUUCUCUAUUUGCUACCAGUGAGCCUGAUAAGGUCUCAUUUUGCUUUGAUGACAGGGACUUUGACAAAUCAAAAAGGGUCACUGCAAAAAAUGAAGUGAGAUGGGGAGAUGAAAUCACACAGAAGCUGCUAACUCAGGAACAUGAAAUGGUUGCAACCAGACAAGACAGGAUUAGAACUUUAAACAAGCUGAUGCAAAAGGGAAGGGAAGAUACGGGAAAGAGAGGAGAAUGAGUAUUGCAAGAAGGAAGGUCAUUCCAUUCAUUGGUUCAAUGUUGAUUAGCCACCCACCUUAGAUCAUGAAUCACAGGAAUUAGAGCUGGAAGAGACCAUCAACGAUUUUAGUCCAAUGCCACCUUCACCCCCACCAUUUUACAAAUAAGGAAGCUAAGUCUCAGAGAGAGAAAGAAACUUGGAACUUAGAGAAUCCUAAGACUUAGAGCUUAAAUACCAUGUGGUCAAAUCCUCUCGUUUUAGAGAGGAGAAAAACAGAUCCAGAGCAGAUAAGUGACUUGCCCAAAGACUCACAGGGAGAGAGUAACAAAGCCAGAUUCCAAGCCCAGGAAAACCUUUCUCCAUUGUGCCUGUGCAGGGCCCAGUGUCCCUGUGCUGAGAGGGAUGCAAAGAUAAAUAAGGCAUACUCUGCUGUCUGCAGGGAGCUUACCAUCUAUUACAGGAGCUUUUUUCUUUUCUGGUGUCAGACCCCUUUAGCAAACUGGUAAAGCCUAGCCUAUGGACUCCUCAUAAUCAUGUUUUUAAAUACAUAAAAUCAGAUACACAAAAUCUUUUUUUGAAAUUGUAAUCAGUUUGUAGACCCUAAGUUAAGAAGCCCUGAUCUAAAAGAUGUGGUCGCAUAAAAAUAUAAUGCAGUAUAGAAUGGGAUGAUUCCAAAAAGUCUACAUGAGAGUUUAGAAGAAUGCCCUUCUGAUUGGGAAACUGAAGGAAGGCUUCUGGAGGAGGUAGUGUUUGAACCAGGCCUUAAAGGACAAUAGGUAGAUUUUCAAUAGCUGGGGGUGAGGAGUUGGGAAAAGAAAAAUAGGAGCAAAGGCAGGGGCAGGUUAGACUGUGAGAAGCUCAGCCACAUUUUUCUUCUUUAGGACCAUUUUUAUAUUUAUAGCCAUUUCUCAUUUUCUCACUAGCUUUCUCCACACAUUUUCUCAAUAGUGCCUGAAUUUUCUGUACCUUACCAUAACCUCCUGACAUGAACACAGUGUUGUGGUAAGCUUCUUGUAAACCAAACCAGUAAUAGCACUCUGAACCCUAACAGAUAUGACAGAGAAGCUGUAUUUAGCUCACAGUCCCACCCCACCCCCAAAAUAUUCAUUGGUCUCACUGAAUUUUAAUUUUCUAUAGUAAUUGCUAUUUUCUUUCCCAAGCCAUUUGUUCAUGGCAGACCUAUGAAGGAGGCAGUGUGGGUUAUUUUACAAAUGAGGAAACUGAGGCUUAAGAAGCAGAUGAGAUAGUUCCCAGCAUCACCGAAGCUGGGCUCAUGAGUCCUGGCCUAGAACCCCAAGUUGCACAUUUUGGUUACAUUCCAUCCUUUCCCAGCCUGUGAGUUAUUCAAACUACUGCCAUUCUGGAGGGAGUCCCACCCCAUCAAUGUAAAGGGAAUGGCAGCCAUGGUCUUGCUUUUUUUCUGCAUCAAGCCAGCAACCUCAGCCUACUGUAACCAGAGACUGUCAACCACAGGUAAAUGGAGCAGAAAAAUAUUUGCCAACAGAACAGAGAGAUGCUGGAGAUUUAGAUUCAGACUAGCACUUGUAGCCACACACAUCAUCCCACAAAAGUGCUCCUUGUCUAGGCAAUAGGAGAGGGCACCAUCUACAGUAGCUUGGGACCACUCAGACCCAGAGUGUAUGGAGCAUUCUCACAAGAAGAAGAACCCUAGACUUUUAGCCAACAGUACUAUAUAGUGAGAUGUUUUGUAAUGAAGAGCAAUGAAAGGGAGUCUCUCAUCUUUCAGUUCUGUUCACAGCACUCCUCUUGUCUCCCAUCAGAAAGAGUUUGUGAUCAUGGCUAAGCAUAAACUCACUUGGAAGUGGAAAGGACCUCAGGGUCCUCUGGUCUUAGCCCUUACUUGAGGGCAAAACCAUGUAAGCCACUUUGCAUAAACCCAGGAUGAAAAUCCCCACUAUUGUUUCAUUCAUGGCCCAAGAUAGGAUUGGCACAACUUGCCUGUGAUGAUUCACCAAUACUACUAGUAAGACUGUGCAUGUGUAUCUUGUUAAGAAUUUUAAAACUCUUUCAUAUUCAUGAUCUCAUUUGAUCCUCAAAGCUCUUCUGUGAGCAAUGCAGGGAUUAUUAGGCUUGACAAAAGGAAAAUCUUGUAAUGAUUACAAAGAUUCAAAAAUGGGAUAGGCAAUCGGGGUGGGCAUGGGUCAUGGACUCACCCUUGUUGGGGUUUUUAGGAAAAGGCUUGAUGGCCCCUUAUCAAGGCACAGAAAGAUUCCUCUGAGGUGCCCUUCCCUCCAACUCUGGAAGUCUGAAACUAUAUAAGGACUAAAAUCAGAAUCUAUUUUACCGAGGAAACUGACAUAUUAAAUGGCUUGCCGAGGUUUACACAGGUGGAAAAUGAUAGAGACAGGACUGAAUGCCAUGGGUAAGUUGAGGGUUUAUUCUAUCACAAAUACCCCCACCCUUACAAAAUGAAACAGCACACCUUCCUAGUCUUUCUCCUCCCACACUGUGGAUACUAGCAGGGGCCAGCAGACCCCUACAGAGGAUAACUCAAGAUGGGGCUGGAGAUCCAGCUCUUCUGGGAGCCCCCUAGAAACUUUCCUGGCUUUUCAGGACAUCCAAGAGAAUCUUGUUGGUGAAGUCUGGACCACAGGGAUUGGGGUGGGGCGGCAAAAGGGAAUGGGCUACGUGUGAUGUAUGAUUUGAUCUUUUGCUCAUCUACAAAAUAGGGUGGGGAGAAGGCAUUAGAGAGGGGACAGAACAAAUAUCCAUGUCGCAUUCUGCUCAUUGGUUGUGCAUGGGGAGAAAUCAGGAAAGCCUGUACUUUCAUAGUUCCUAAGAGCAGAAUUUCUCAACCCAAACCAUACUAUGGAUGAGUUAAUACUUACUAUUCAGCUUUUGACAAUAUCAUUACUGAGCCCAGCAGAUGAGAGAGCUAGGUGUGAGAUAGGAGUGGCUUAGGAAUAUAUAGUUAGUGUUGGAAGGGACCUGAGUGGUCAUGUAGAUCACUAAAACACCCCCCCUCUCAUAUUAUAAAUGAGGAGAAUGAGGCCCAGAGAGGUUAAAGGAUUUUCCAUGGUAACACCAGUAAUCAAUUAAUCAAUCACUUAUUAAGCACCUGCUAUGUGGCAGGGGCUGUGCUAGAUGCUAGGGAUAGAAAUACAAUGAAUGAAACAAUCCCUACCCACAAAGAGCUUCUGUUCUAAUGGGAUACCACAAGGAUAGACUUAAGCAUGUAUAGAAUAAAUCCAAGGAGAAUAAAUGCAUAUAAUAUAAAGUGGAUCAAAAUGAGAGAGAGAGAGAACACACAUUGGUAAUUGAGGGUAUCACAAAAGGCUUCUGUAGAAGGUAGUACUUGAGCUGCCUCUUGAAGGAAGGGAAUCUGUGAGAUGGAAGUGCACAAAGAGUACAUUUUAGGCAUGGGGAAUGAUCACUACAAAGGCAGAGGUCCAACAAAUGAGUGUUGUAUAUGAUGAUUUUCCCUUCAGGAAAAUCACUUUGGAAUCAGCCAGGAUGAUGGAAUGAAGUGGAGAGAAAUGUGAGUCAGGGAGGCCAACAAAGAGGCUGCUGCAACAAUCUAGGUGAGAGGUGAUGAGAGGCUGGGGAAAUGUAUUCAAUAGAUGUUGUGGGUAUAGAAACAGCAAAAUUUGACAACCGACUGGAGAAAGAGAAUGCGUUGUGAAGGAUGAUGCCAAGGUUACAAACCUAGAAGAAUGGUUAUGCCUUUGAUAGAAUUUGGGAAGUUUGAAAGAGGGCUGGGUUUGAGAGGAAAGAUAAUGAAUUGUUUUGGACAUGUUGAGUUUGAGAUGUCUCAGAUGGGAUUUGAACCUAGGUCAUCUGACUCUAAUCUAAUCCAGCAUGCUUUCCCUCACACCACGGUAGCAGGAAGGUAGAAGACAGUUCUUAUGCUAAUAAAUGUUCAGAAGCAAAGGCCAUUGAUGGUACUCAUUUGACAGAAAGAGAACUUUGCAUCAGCCUGGCUCAGGUAACUAGAAAAAAGCAUUUUUUUAAAAUCCUGUUAUCAGUCGGUCAACAAGCAUUUAUUAAGUGCUUACUAUGUGUCAGGCACUGUGCUGGAUGUCAGAAUGAACAGCUCUGUUUCUCUUAGGGCUUAAAGUAUGUGAUGGUGAGUAGAGUGUCUGGAGAUAGACAUACUGAGACUCUAAGCCACAGUAUAAAGAAGACCUCAAUGCCAGUGACAGAUUGACAUAUAUGAAUGAGAUAAUGAAUGGGUCAGAAGUUAAAGGUUUUCAGGGGCAACUAGGUGGUGCAGUAGAUAAAGCACUGGCCCUGGAUUCAGGAGUACCUGAGUUCAAAUCCAGCCUCAGAUACUUGACAUCUACUAUCUGUGUGACUCUGGGCAAGUCACUUAACCCUCAUUGUCCUGCAAAAAAAAAAAAGAAGUUAAAGGCUUUCUUUUCAGAAGGUUCUCUGGCAGCUACUUAUUGCCAAGCACCGUGCUAGGCACUGAGGAUAGAAAGACAAAAAUAAAACUGUCUCUUUCCUCAAGGACAGAGACUCCUCCUCUUCCAUAAAUGAGAAGCAACAUGUACAUAUAAAAGGAAAUACAAAAUAUUUAUAAUGUAUGCAUACAUACCAAAUAUACAAAAUGUAAAUACAAAAUGACUGGGAGACACUAAUAACUGGGGAGAUUAGGGAAGGUCUUGUGUAGAUGGCAGCACUUGAAUGGAAAUGUGAAGGAAGCUAGGGAUACCAAGAGGUGGAGAUGAGGAAUGAGGGUAUUCCAGGUAUAGGGGACCACUUAUACAAAGGUGCAGAGAUGGGAAAAGAAACAUUGCAUAUGAAUCUAAUUUCUGGAAAACUUCCUACAGGACCCCACAACCCAGAGAGAUGAGAAAGUAAGCACAUAUGGGUUCUUCAAUCAUCAGUGCCCUGUUCCAAAGUGGCACUCAUCUUCCCACCCUGUGAGCCUGAGGUGCUGUGUGUCAAUGACCUUGUCCCCCAUUUUGGACCACUAAUGACAGAGUCUUACUCAAAAUCUUGCCAGGAAAAGAAAAGGCUCCAAGGGGCCCUGGUCAUUGCUUGGAAGUAUUUGAAAGGCUGCCAUGUGGAAGGGAGAUGCAAUUUAUUCUGCCCCAGAGGAAGAACUAGGGGUAUGAGGUGAAAAAUUGCAGAAAGACAAAUUUAGACUUAAAGGAUUAUAGGAAAGGAUCAUAGUUUUAGAGCUAGAAGCAACCUUAUAGGCCAUCCAAUCAAAUCCCCUAAUUUUACAGAUGAGGGAACUGAAGCCAGGAAAAAGGAAAUGACUUGUCUAGGAUCAUACAGAUAAUAAAUGGCAUGGCUAGUAUUUUGUACUUAGAUUCCAUGACUCUAAGCUCAAUAUUCCAAGUCCAGUGCCCAUCCGAUUGAACCACAUCACCUCUUAUGUAAGGAGAAGUGGAAUGGGAUGACUGAGGAGGUAGUAGGUUCCCAUCCCUGGAAGUCUCCAACCAGAGAUGGGACAGCCACUUGAGUGAGUUAUAGUAGGGAUUCAAUUUGGGGCAUAGAUUGGACUAAAUGAACUCUGAAUGGCCUAGCAACUUAGAAGUUCUGUGCAUCUGUGAAAUGGACCUGGGGGUUGUACAAAGGGUGAGCAUCCAUACCUGUGUGGGAAUCUAGAGUCUUGUACAAAGUUGCUUCCUUAGUAGUGAGAUUCCAGCCUCCUAAUUUUCCACAAAACCCCAGAACACACUGGAACUUGUGCUGAUCACCUAUCUGAGUCCUGUACCUGGAUUGUCUGCAGGGAAGAGGGCCUAUGUUCCCUGAAGAAAAGGAAGAAUACCUCACAAGUCCUUUUUUUUUUUUUACAUUUUCCACACACCUUCCUUGAAACAACCCUGGGAAGGACAUAGUACAAGCAUUUUCAUUUGCAUUUUACAGGUGAUUAAAAUAACUCGGAGAAAUGAAGGCACUUGCCCCAAGAAUGGUUUCCAAUACUGCUGGACAGCUCCUUUGUUAAUUACUGAAUAGCCCUGGAUUCUCACCUAUGCUUCUACUUAUAAAAGGAUUACUCCCCUUCAAGGCUUUCCCUCCUCCUUUCAAAGCUUUCAUCACAAAGCACACUGCCUCUGAGAUGAAAGCCCAGCUUCUGGCCUCUUUCUCCAGCCCCUGAGCUUUUCCUUGGCAGGCCUAAGAGAAAGACAUGGAGGGAGCAAAAACAACUCCCUGCAUUGGGCCAAACUUAGCUGGCCCACGCUUUCCCCUUUCUCGACUUUGGCUAACCCACCACUGUGACUAUCCUACCACUGCCACGAUACAUAUAGUUCAGUCCCCAGGCUAUAUCAUGUUAGCUUAGACUAGCCAGAAAUGGUGAUAGGAUACAAACACAUCUUCUUGACCACCUCUUUUUCUCCUUGCUAGAAUUGCUAACCAAUGACUUGAAAUAAAGACCUUCUUCUGUGUUUUCAUCACUGGACCCUGGUCUCCUAGAUUCCCCUAGGAGUUCUUUGGAUGCAAUGAGUUGACCCACUUGGAGCAGUGUAUUUACAUGAGACCAAAAUCUCCUUGCUAUCCACAGUAUCCACCCUGAAUCUCAGUGACGCACAUGUGUAUAGUUUGGGUGUUUGGUAGAUAAAGCAUGUAUGAAACAUGAACACAAAAAAUGUCAGCAGUGUGUAGUCAGUGGGUUUGUUCUUUUUGAGCUCAAGCGAAGGGAAGCACAUACUGUAAGGUCAAGGACUAUCAGAUCUAUUUUUUGAUUGUACAUUACAAUGAAGUGUAACUUUUUUCUUUUUUUACAACUGCAAGUUCAUCUUAUUUAUUGUUGUAAAUGUUCUCAGACAAUGUUUGUAAUAUGGGCUGUGUUGCAAAUCCAUACAAUUAAAUCUGUGAUCCUAAGA
This is a messenger RNA of Dromiciops gliroides (monito del monte), 19215 nucleotides long. RefSeq names its product protein tyrosine phosphatase receptor type T (gene PTPRT). Gene Ontology annotation, biological process: protein dephosphorylation. The transcript has 32 exons. Lineage: Eukaryota; Metazoa; Chordata; Mammalia; Microbiotheria; Microbiotheriidae. Gene Ontology annotation, molecular function: protein tyrosine phosphatase activity; protein binding. The record is from RefSeq and is a predicted model, not a curated record. Bases 170 to 4543 code for a protein of 1457 amino acids. Gene Ontology annotation, cellular component: membrane.